UUGCUAUUUUAGUCUAACAUCAGUAUUUUUUCAAUGUAUGAAUUCCAGCUUAACCAGCUUUACAGAGUUGGUCAUAAUGUUUCACAACUCAACCAUGUUUGAAAUGUUGCUGACGCAUGAUGAAGUAACACAAUUGAAGAAGUGGUAUAAAGUCUUAUAUAAAGUCUAUAAAGUCUUAGAGAAGAUUAGAGAAGAAAACAUUUACUGGAAUAAUUGUGAAUCGAAUCAUCACAACGAUAAACCAGGCACUUGAGCUCCAUCACUGCAAUGGGGGAUUAUUAUGACAUUUUGGAAAAUCCGAUGAGAGUGAUUUCUCUGGUCUUCUUCUACCUGACCUUGGUCCUCGGUGUUCCUGGAAAUGCCUUUGUCAUGUAUGUGGCUGGAUUGAAGAUGAAGAGGACUGUUAAUACAGUAGGGUUUCUCAAUCUAGCGAUUGCCGACCUCUUCUGCUGCCUUCUCACUCUUUACUAUGUGAUCGAGAGUGAUUUUGAUGAUUACUGGCCGUACGGACCCACAACUUGCAAGAUUUUUCACUUUGUUAUGCUCAUCACCAUGUUUGCCAGCAUUUUCAUCUUGAACUUGAUUAGUCUGGAUCGGUUUACUCAGGUGAUCACACCGGUUUGGGCUCAGAAUCAUCGCAGCCUGUUCAUCGCACGACUGUCCUGUGCAGGGGCCUGGAUUCUGGCUUUAAUUCUCAGUCUGCCUUUUAUGAUGUCAAGAACAAUUUACACAAAAAAUAAUAAAACAUACUGCGUGCAUUAUCAAUUUGAUUUAGACCAUUUAAAAAUGUAUAGAAGGAUAAGCGUUAUCAGAUUUGUGUUUGGCUUUUUGAUUCCUCUGAUAUGCAUCACAACAUGCUACGGAUUCAUCGCACGCAAGUUAGGCAGGAGUCAUUUUCACUCUGGACGAGCUUUUCGCAUCAUUCUGACUGUAAUUGUGGCCUUUUUUCUGUGCUGGCUGCCGUAUCACAUAGUGGAUUUGAUAAUAAUAUAUGGAGGGGAAUCAAGUUCCUCGGUAGGUUACGCACUGGAUCCGCUGGCCGUCUCUUUGGCGUAUUUCAGCAGCUGCCUGAACCCCAUUCUGUAUGUUUUCAUGGGGCAGGAUUUUAAGAGCAACGUUAAACUUUCUCUAAGACGUGUUUUUGAAAGAGUUUUCUCUGAGGAGGAAACACAAAUGACACACACCACCCAGUCACAGCAAACCCACUCACUGUAGUGAAGAUAUGAUCUCAUUCAGUUUUCUGAUCGAAUUGUAAAACUAUUUCAUUAUUUCUUUUCAAAAGUCAUCAAGUCAAACUCAGCAAGUUAUCUAACUUGUAUUCAUGAUUCCUGUUUUUUUUUUCACUCUCUCUAUUUUAAAAAAUAUAUAUUUUCAGUGUUUUGUGAUGAUCUGUUGCCAAAGUUUAACAUCAGAAUGAUUGAAUACUAUGCUUUAUUAUUAUAUUUUUUGGUUGUAAUCAUCUUAGAAAAAGCUUGUUAUAUUUUACUAAUAGUGGCAUGUGGUUUCUAUGCAGACAUUAUGAAGAAAAAUAAAAAAUGAAUAUACAUAAAUUAAAGGUUGCAACUGUGAGCAUAACAAAAACAUUUUAUUUUAUUUAUACAUAUUACAGUGAUUGUCAUUUUAUAAUUGCGCUGUUAUUUUUUACACUGUUGUGUUACGCAGUUAUCAUAUGAUAACUUAAAGCAAAGUGCAUGAUGUGCAAACAGUGUUUAUUAAAUAAAAUGCAAAAAAAGAACAGUUAAUAGAACUGAUAAUUUUUGUAAUGUUCAUUAAACAUUAAAUUCACUCAUUUGAAUUUUUAA
Molecule: messenger RNA, 1802 nt
Organism: Cyprinus carpio (common carp)
Lineage: Eukaryota; Metazoa; Chordata; Actinopteri; Cypriniformes; Cyprinidae
Product: C3a anaphylatoxin chemotactic receptor-like
Exons: 2
Coding region: 268-1215 (315 amino acids)
Biological process (GO): phospholipase C-activating G protein-coupled receptor signaling pathway; inflammatory response; positive regulation of cytosolic calcium ion concentration
Cellular component (GO): plasma membrane
Molecular function (GO): G protein-coupled receptor activity; complement component C5a receptor activity
Source: RefSeq, a predicted model, not a curated record